This is a messenger RNA of Trichogramma pretiosum, 3183 nucleotides long. RefSeq names its product elongation of very long chain fatty acids protein AAEL008004-like. NCBI's taxonomy places the organism in Eukaryota, Metazoa, Arthropoda, Insecta, Hymenoptera, Trichogrammatidae. Gene Ontology annotation, cellular component: endoplasmic reticulum membrane. The record is from RefSeq and is a predicted model, not a curated record. Gene Ontology annotation, molecular function: fatty acid elongase activity. Bases 557 to 1447 code for a protein of 296 amino acids. The transcript is spliced from 5 exons. Gene Ontology annotation, biological process: fatty acid elongation, polyunsaturated fatty acid; fatty acid elongation, monounsaturated fatty acid; sphingolipid biosynthetic process.
CAAAGAAAGACACAAGAAUGAAAGUCUUAUAGUAAAAUCUCAUGCUUAGCGUAUAGCAAUUACAACCCCCUCUCAUUUUUCGCGCGCUGGGGCUUAUCACCUUCGAAUUCGUUAAAAUCGGCAUGAAAACCAGUGCCACGAACAGUCGGUUAUAUGCAGGCACACACGAUUCGCUCUUACUCGAUCGAGAAAAGAAAACAAUUGUGUGAUUUAUAUAUUUUUGAAUCAGUGCAUACAACAACAUACCUGAAGUAUUAUAAUAAAUAUAAUAAGAUUCCGUACAACUCAAGGCUGGUGGGGCAAAACGUAUGCGCCUGCAGCAAUUCCUGCUGCAAGUCGUUAGUUUUCUUUCUACAACCUGCCACCGCCAGUCAGUGGUCCAGUGUUCAAGUGGUUGGACGCCUCGAAGAAGUGUGCCUCGAAGAAGAAGGUGAUCGGUAAAAAGAAAAAGUCAUACUUUUGCUGCAUCGAACGCUUCUUUGCAAACCCUUGGGAGGUGGGAGGGUUGACAGUGAAAAUUGACAAACUCUCAGGUUGUCUAUAUUAAAUUUUCAAAAUGUCUUUCAUCUUGGAUAAAUACAACGAUAUAAUCUGGAAACGAUAUGAUCCACGCACAAGUGACUGGUUUCUGGUAUCAGCUCCUGGUCCAUUGCUAGCAAUCGUCGCAUUUUAUGUUUACUUCAGUACUUCUUUAGGGCCAAGGUUGAUGAAGGAUAGGCAACCUUUUACGCUUCGGAAAACACUUAUUGUUUACAAUUUUAUUCAAGUCAUUCUUAGUAUAUAUCUCGUUUACGAGGGACUGAUGGCAGGAUGGCUGAAUGAUUACAGUUUUAAGUGCCAACCUGUUGAUUAUUCUGAUAAUCCGAAAGCUAUGAGAAUGGCCAAAGGUGUAUAUUUAUAUUUUGCUUGUAAGCUAAUUGAACUUUUAGACACGGUAUUCUUUGUGCUGCGUAAAAAGCAGCGUCAAAUUUCGUUCCUUCACGUGUAUCACCAUGCUAUGAUGCCCGUUUGUGCAUGGAUAGGAGUUCGCUAUGUUCCUGGUGGUCACCCCACUCUCUUAGGUGUCAUUAAUUCAUUCAUCCAUGUCCUCAUGUAUGCAUAUUACAUGUUAUCAGCUUUUGGACCUGAAAUGCAAAAGUAUUUGUGGUGGAAAAGACACUUAACGUCUCUUCAAUUGGUCCAGUUUAGCAUCAUUUUGGUACACAAUUUACAGAUACUAUUCACGGACUGUAAUUUCCCGAAAUUUUUAGCCUUUUUACUCUGUAUAAAUGCAGGCUUAUUCAUUUAUCUUUUUGGAUCAUUUUAUGUUAAAAACUACAUUAAAGAUAAAAACCAAGAUAAGAUGAAAAAAGAUGAUGAAAAAUUAAACUGUGGAACAUCAAAUAGCAGUUCUAAAUCUAAUGGACAUUCCAAUGGAUAUGACAAAAGUAGGACGAAAAUGGAUUAAAAAAUAGAUAGAUCAUCACACCAUUUCAGUAGUAUUCGUCGAUCUUCCAACUAUUUGUUUAAGAUUAUUAGCAUCGUAUGAAUUUUAAUGAAGACCAUCCAAUUUAUUGUUCAAAAUGAACUAUUUUAUGAAAUUACAAAAAGAUUGAAAUGACAUGAUUCUCUUCAAGUACAAAAAUAUGGAGUAGAAGAAACUGUUUAUAUUACCGGUAUAGUUUCAAUUGAAUUAAAAUAUGGUUAAAGGCUUAUAGGCGGCUCAAAAAAUCAUUCCAUUGCAUUUUUUAAAAUUACAAAGCUUUGAUUAUUAAAUUUUUUUAUUUUGUGCGUUUUUUGAUAUUUUGACAUUUUUGAAAAUUGCAUUCACCUGUCUUAAUAUUCAGAGCAAACCAAUUGAGUUACCUUAGCUUGGUGGUGUACAUCUCUUCAAAACAUUAAUGGUUACGCUCACAACCUCAAGUAUGUUUUUUAUGACGUGAACGUAUUCAUCGAAGGUGACCUAAAGAAGUGUAUAUUACCCGGCGCUGUAGCUCAAUGAGUUCACUUUGAAUAUAAAUCAAAAUCUUGGAAUUUUUAAAAAUUUAACGGAAAAGAGAAGAAACAUCCUAUCGACAAUUUGAAUAAAAAUGUUUUCGAUUUCAAACCUCCUACAAGCCUUCAACCCUACCGGUAGAUAUAUUGGUAAUAGUUUGUAAUAUAACUUUUCUAUCUAAAGCUUACAAAAAAUAUCAGUUCAUACGAACUUUGCAUUACCGUACAGUAGUAAUGCGAGUGGUUAGUGAAGAGCAGCGCCAUCUCACGCGGCCUUUAUGUAUGGUUUGCUUAUCGUAACAGAUUUACACUGUCGCUUAUAGAAAACUUAAUUGGUUUGAAAAAUAUUGACUAUAGAUAAUACUUACUAGUAUGAGGGUAGAAAUGAAAGUCAACAAACUAUAUCAUACAAUAAUUUACUUAAAAAAAAGUUGGUGUAAGUAGUUAACAAGUUCCAAAAUUUUCCCAUAAACAACAAUGUAAAUCUGUUAGGAUAUAACAGGUCGCGUAAGAUGGCACUGCUCCAACCCGUGGCGCUCACAUUACUUUCCAAUGGUUAACUGUUUCUUCGUUUAAGAAUGUAAUACAGUAACAGAGAUGAGUCGCAUCAUAGAUAUUAAACAAUACUUAUACAUUAUUAAGCGAGCAUAAGUAUUUGAAGUACAAAGAAAAUGGCAAAAUAACUAUAGUAAUUAAACAAAAGUGAGAUGUAAAUUCAAAUUUUUGCCGAAAAAUAUUUUCAUUAAUAUAUUUAUAUUAAUUAUGAAUUAACUUAAUUAUGAAUUAACUAGAAAAAGCAAAAACUAAUUUAAAAAAAAUAAAUAAAAUAGCUGAAAACUUAUGAUGAAUACCAACUAAAAAUUAAACGUUUGCUAAAUGAUCUAGUUGAUCGUUUUUGAUUAAUCUUCAAGUAUAUUUAAAAUCUUAUAUACUUAUUUCUCUUGGGUGCUGUGCACCUUGAUUUUCUAUUUUAAAUUAAAAACGGAAACUUAAUGUUGGAUGAAAAUGAUCAACUUUAUCGUUCAUGAUUCCCAACUGUCUAUAUUUAUGUUCAUCUUUCGAUCAUUAAACACAAAUAAAUAAACAUAUUUUAGAAGUUUCACUUUGACUUUUGAUGUAUAUUUUAAUGUCUUUAAAUGUAAUUAUGUAAUUAUUGUACGUAUCUAUCAUAAAUAUCUUGAUAGUUUUAUUACGCCUGGAAUUUUUUAA